UCUCCUUCAUGCUCAUCCUCCCUGUGAUCCGAUCCCUCCUCCUCUAUGCAUAUAUAUUUCUCUUAUCUCCACGAAACCUCUCCAAGAAAAUAGAAAGAGAGUAGCAAUAGAGUCAGGGAACUAGCUCCAUUCCUUCUUCCGUGGCCUACGUAUAUGUAUUUGGGAAGAAGAUUAAGGAUUCAAUAAUUAUUUUUUAUUCAAUUCACUGGCUCCAAGAUGGUGCAAUGGCUCGAAGCUCCUCCUUCCGAUUUCACUCCAUGUCUCCAUGGGCAGCAGCAGCAUCUUCCCAACUCAAUGCAAUCGCUCAACGACGCUGAUGAUCACGAAACAAGCAGCAAUCUCAUUCGCAUUCAUGACCAAAUUGGCAGUCAUGGCAAUGGGUCGCCAAAUCCUGCUGCCACUAAAUAUUUAACUAUUGGUGCUGCCACCAUUGGGGAGGUGGAAACAAGCAUCAAGGAACAGAGCAACUAUUCGAGGAAGAGAAAGGUCGAGAAUAUCUCUAACGAAAAGGUGGGGUGCGGCAGCCCCGCAGAGGAUGGCAUGAAAGAUAAGCGAGUGAAAGAAGACAUAGGAGGAGGACGAGGAGCAGCACAAGCCGGCAACAAAAAGGAAGCCUCGGGAGACGCCUCCAAGGAGAACGCAGAGCCACCAAAGACCGACUACAUCCACGUUAGAGCGCGUCGAGGCCAGGCCACAGAUAGCCAUAGCUUGGCGGAGAGGGUGAGGAGGGAGAGGAUCAGUGAGAGGAUGAAGUAUUUGCAGGAGUUGGUGCCCGGGUGCAGCAACAUCACAGGGAAAGCCGGCAUACUUGAUCAGAUCAUAAACUAUGUUCGAUCUCUCCAAAGGCAAGUCGAGUUCUUGUCCAUGAAGCUCACUGCUGUGAACCCGAGGCUGGACUUUAACAUUGAUAAUUUCUUCAACACAGAGAUAAACCUAGCUUGCAAUUCUGGAGUCAUGCCAAUGAUUGAUAUGCCAUUUGAGCAAUUGGACCCCUCUUAUAUUCAGUUCAACUGCUUGCAUCCAACAGCUGCUUGUUGUGGACUUGACAUGGCUGUGGGUUCCUCAGAUACAGUUCCCCAUAGAACCAUGAGCUUGCCUGCAUCAGAUCCUGAGACAAUCUUGGAUUCGAGUCUCAGUGUCCAUGGAUGUUCUCCUUCUUGGAACACUGGCUUGCAGAACCUCUAUGGUGUGGAAUUCCAUCAAGGAAGGGGACCUGCCUUUCCCUUUCAAUCAUUGCAAGGCGAUAUCUUACCUCACAAUCUCGAAAUGGAGAUGUAAGCAUAUAUUAAAACUUAUUGGAGGUUAAAUAUCCAAUUCGAAGAUCGAAGAUUUUUUACUAAGUACAUAUGUAUCAUCCACCUCCAAAAAGAAAGUAGGUAUACAUUGAGAUGCCGUGGCAGUAAAAAGAACAAUGUGUACCAUAUUUACAGUACAUGGUGUUACAAAUAUGGCUAAUUGAUCUAAUCAAGCAUGAAACAACUUUGAGUUUU
Messenger RNA from Phoenix dactylifera (date palm), 1490 nucleotides. RefSeq names its product basic helix-loop-helix protein 79-like. The record is from RefSeq and is a predicted model, not a curated record. Lineage: Eukaryota; Viridiplantae; Streptophyta; Magnoliopsida; Arecales; Arecaceae. Gene Ontology annotation, cellular component: nucleus. Gene Ontology annotation, molecular function: protein dimerization activity; DNA-binding transcription factor activity. Gene Ontology annotation, biological process: regulation of DNA-templated transcription.